This is a messenger RNA of Danio aesculapii, 2411 nucleotides long. It is a transcript of the gene dnai1.2, whose product is annotated as dynein, axonemal, intermediate chain 1, paralog 2. Gene Ontology annotation, cellular component: outer dynein arm. The transcript has 18 exons. NCBI's taxonomy places the organism in Eukaryota, Metazoa, Chordata, Actinopteri, Cypriniformes, Danionidae. Gene Ontology annotation, biological process: outer dynein arm assembly; cilium movement. The record is from RefSeq and is a predicted model, not a curated record. Gene Ontology annotation, molecular function: dynein light chain binding; dynein heavy chain binding. Bases 151 to 2130 code for a protein of 659 amino acids.
CCAACCACGCGCAUGCGCGGUAAUGUCUCGCCAGUCCGACGGGUGCCGCUGCCAUGACAACGUCUAAAACGCACAAACACUGUGAGAGCAGUUGCAAAGAGAGGAGACACUCAAAGAAAGUUGCAUUAACGUUUUUUUCAAAGCGUUAAAAUGUCAGUUUCUUAUAAAGUUGGGACAGUGAAAAGUAAACAGGCUCCUGUUAACAUCCAGCCAAAGGCUCCUGUGGUAAAAGGUGUCAAAACUACUGGAAAGAAGAAGGAUGAAGAGGAAGGGAUAGACACAGCUGACGGAGAAGAAUGGAUGCAAGGAAAAACCCUUGUGAAGCCUCCAGACCAGCUGGACUUAACUGAAGAAGAGCUGAAGGAAGAGAUUACCAGAGUAUUAACAGCAAACAACCCAAAUGCUCCUCAGAAUGUUGUCAGAUACAGUUUCAAAGAGGGCUGCUAUAAAACUAUUGUCUUUGUGGAUCAGAUGGCUAUUCACUUUGAACUAGAAGGGAAUCUUGUGCACAAGGAAUCAGAUGAAGGGCGAAGACUGAUGGCUAAACAUACUGAAAGGGAAGAUGGUGGCGGAGAUGAGAGAUUAGAAAAUGUGGCGAUCAAAACUGGAAAGAGAGAACAGAAAGUCACCAACCAGUUCAACUUCAUUGAUAGAGCCUCACAAACAUUAAACAACCUUCCAAGAGAAAUUAGUUGUCAAACUGAGCCACCCCCUCGUGCAAACUUCUCAGCUACAGCCAAUCAGUGGGAGAUCUAUGACUUUUAUGUAGAGGAACUUCAGAGGCGAGAGAAAAGCAAGGAGAAGCAAGAAAGCCAAUUCCCAAAUAAAGAGGAGGACAAAUACAAGAAAAAGAUGGUUCAAGCAGAGACUCAGAGUGAUGACAUAUCCCAGCUAGCUAAGCCGGCCAAGAUCAUUGAACGUAUGGUGAACCAAAACAUAUUUGAUGAAGUUGCACAAGAUUUCAUGUACUUUGAGGAUGCAGCAGAUGAAUUUCGAGGAGAGAAGGGGACUCUUCUCCCACUGUGGAAAUUCCAGUAUGAUAAAGCUAAAGGUCUGUCUGUGACUGCCCUCUGCUGGAAUCAUAUAUACAGUGAUUUGUUUGCUGUUGGUCUUGGGUCGUAUGAAUUUACUCAACAGGAGCGUGGCAUGCUUCUCUUUUACACCCUAAAAAAUCCCAGCUUUCCUGAAUUCAUCUUCAACACAGAAUCAGGUGUAAUGUGCGUGGAUAUUCAUGAACAGCUGUCCUACCUGGUGGCUGUGGGUUUAUAUGAUGGCUGUGUGUCCGUUUAUGACCUGAGGAAAAAGAGCGAGCAGCCCGUUUAUAACAGCAUAGCCAGCUCUGGGAAACACACAGGCGCUGUGUGGCAGGUGAAGUGGCAAAAAGAUGAUUUGGACAGUAAUCACAACUUCUUCUCUGUGUCCGCUGAUGGACGAGUGGUGUCUUGGACUCUGGUGAAGCAUGAAAUAGUCUUCACAGACAUCAUUAAGCUCCCACCAGUGGACAAAGUACCUGAUGACCUUAAGAAUGUAGUUGCAACAGCUGGAACAUCUUUGGAUUUUCAUAAACAAAAGGACCACCAUUUUCUGGUUGGCACUGAAGCUGGAAAGAUUCACAAGGGCUCCAAAUACUAUUCGAGCAAGUUCUUAGAGAUGUAUGAUGCCCACUUCAUGACUGUCAGCCGUGUUAGGUGGAAUCCCUUCCAUCCCAAUGUCUUCAUCUCCUGUGGCUGGGACUGGAUGGUCAAAAUUUGGGAUCACACAAUUAACUCUGCAGUAUUCACCUUUGAGCUGAAAUCCUCUGUGACGGAUGUAGCCUGGUCUCCAUAUUCCUCCACUGUGUUUGCUGCUGUCACUGCUGAUGGAAAGGUUCACGUGUUUGACCUCAGCAUCAACAAAUAUGAGGCUCUUUGCCAGCAAAAAGUAGUGUCCAAGAAGACCAGGCUUUUGCAUAUUGAAUUCAACCCUGUCCAUCCCAUCAUCAUCGUGGGCGACGACCGCGGCCGUGUCAUCAGCCUCAAGCUCUCACCCAACCUCCGCAAGAAGCCUAAGGAGAAGAAGGGUCAGGAGCUUCCGAAGGGGCCGGAGGUGGAGAUAGCGAAGAUGGAGCAACUCUUGAGCUCGCUGAGAUAGCCUGGGUACAGACAGCUGACUGAGGCACAGUAAGACCAGGACCACUGCACAAAUUCACUAAAAACAGUCAAUAUACAAUAUUCAUCAUGGCCUGGAUUUUAAAUGGAUAGUUCACUCAAAAAUGAGAAUCCUGCCAUCAUUAGCUAUGUUUCCAUUCAAAAAUGGCAAUUAAAUUUAUGAGCAAAACUGGAUUAUCACUAGGGCCAGAUGGAAUCUGCGGACAUUUUUUUUGCUAUUUCUGCGCAGAAUUGUGUUAAAAAUCUGCGGAUUUAUGUGGAAUG